Camelina sativa (false flax) is the source of this 629-nucleotide messenger RNA. NCBI's taxonomy places the organism in Eukaryota, Viridiplantae, Streptophyta, Magnoliopsida, Brassicales, Brassicaceae. The record is from RefSeq and is a predicted model, not a curated record.
AUGGCUGCAGAUGCAGGAGCACAUGGACGUUAUUUGUCCAUGAUCAAGAAGAUGAAGGGCAUCGAGACUGCGCGGUUUUUGGGUGGUACAUAUCCUACUGCUGCAGAUGUGUGGAGGACGAAUGUGGAACGUAACACUUCAGCCUUGUGCUUACUCUCUGUCACUGCGAGUCUCCAUCAAGCUUUUCCCCUUUUUUUUUUUUCACAAAGUUGGAGAACCACAUGGAUCCUCAACUUCACCAAGCAUCUUCAAGCUUCACUUAACCAUGUCAGAACAAGAAAAGAAAUCACCCCACAACUCUGUCUUCACAUCCGCACUAUCUCCACAGCUUCUUCCAGAGAUCUCCUCGCCUUCUUGGGUGCUCUUGAAGGCUUCUUCCUUCCUCUCCCAACAAGCUUUGCUUUGAACAAUAUGCUGGGUUUCUUUCUCUUCACAGCCUUUGAGCUGCUUCUCCUUCUUUUGUUUCAGGUUUCAGGUUUUCUCCUAACCUUUCACCUCUCUGUUUCAGGUCUGUUCAUCUCUCAGUGAUGAACGACUUCAUGGAGGCUCCAUCUCUGCUCAUCUGUCACUAAUGAACAGGUCCCUCUCAUGCCUUUCUCAGGUCGCAGGCUCUUGACAUCUUCUCUGUG